Molecule: messenger RNA, 881 nt
Organism: Aspergillus sclerotioniger CBS 115572
Lineage: Eukaryota; Fungi; Ascomycota; Eurotiomycetes; Eurotiales; Aspergillaceae
Exons: 1
Coding region: 74-655 (193 amino acids)
Source: RefSeq, a predicted model, not a curated record
CCCCUCGUCACCCCAUCCAGAAUCAAGCUCAUCACAAUAUCCCGACCAUCGCAUUCUCAUAACUCUUCUUAAAAUGGCACCAAACCCCGCUUCGGCCUUCUCCCGGCUCAUCGCCUUACUCAGUGCACUACGCGCGGUGACCCCGCAUUCCACGGAGUCGCCUGUCAGCAUUCUCUGGACUAACAUUUGCAUCGUCUUCUUCCCUCUGGCGUCGGGAUUCAAAUUCUACAACAAGCAAACAGUUCGGCACCCGAAUCAAGAGGUUGACUGCGUCAUACUCCAGGUUUCUGCAGUGACCUCGUCUUUUACGGACCCGCAAGAGAAGGUGAUUCGGAUUAUGCAAUGCAAGCGGCCGAGCAAAGAUACUCCGGAAUGGGAGUCUGCAAGGGCUCAACUGGCGCAGUAUUGUGAGGGGAAUGCGAAUCGAACAAGUCGCAUCUUCGGAGCUACGGCAAUCGGCACCAAGGUUAGGUUCUGGAGAUAUGAUCAUCUGAUACUCGCGCCUUUGAUUCCGGAGGUUGAUACUUGUGAUUUUGUUGAUGGGAACUCUGGAUAUCAAGCGGAGCGGUGUUUGGAGUAUAUUCGCGGUACUGGCUGGGAUUGGGCGCAGUCAGGUGUGAGGCUACCUUCUGGAGGUGAGGGGGGUUCGGACUAAGUCUGCUUGGCGGGGUAUUUCUUCUUUUUUAUCAUGACUUCUUGAAGGUAUAAAGCAAGUCACUCGACUUCGCGCAAUCAGCCAUACUGUCAGCUUUUGCGAGUAUUUUGAUGUCGGGGUGGACUGUUGUUUCACCUCCAAGACUUUUGGAGUAGGAAGGUAUAAAUCACAGAUGUCAGGCUUUAUCCCAGACCGAGUUUAGGAUUAACCGAUUAACCGAUCGAAG